AUGGAAACUAUCAAAAAACAACUGAUCGAUAUUUUACCAUAUGCAUCCACAAAUGAUGGUGUGAAGAAAUUAUUCAAUGAUAAUCUUCAAUUAUCAAUUAACGUCGUCAAUGAGUGUCUGACAUUGGAUGAUAAAUAUUUAGCCGAAAUAUUUGGCAAAGAUAAAUAUAACACAGGUUUCAUGAUGAUUACAAAAUUAUCAUUACAUUUAUUAUCAAAUAUUAAAAAUUUAAAAGUUUUAGAAUGUGAUCAUUUAUAUAGGAUUGGAUUAUUAACCAUCAAAAUUAUGCAUAAUGAAUACAUUUACAAAUCUAUGGAAAACUUUUAUGAUGUCUUUUUUCGAUAUAGAUUUCAGUCAAAUAAUAUAACCGAAUGUCUUUUAGAACAUAUUCAGAACAUCACAGAUUCAUCAUUAAUUCGAAUUAUUUGUUCAUGGUUAGAUAUUGUAGUUCAUUAUCAACGUGUCAUCAGAAAAGGGAGCGUUGAUUUGGAAUAUAGUUAUUUUGAUCCAAGAAAAAUCAUAUCAGAAUGUAUUAUUAAACAAAUAUAUAAUUUACCAAGUAAUUUGAGAUUACGUGGAUCAUUCUUAUUUUAUUUAACAUUUAUACCAUAUCCUCAUAUAAAUGAUGAUGAAAAACUUGCAUCAAUAUGUCGUCAACAUAUUCUUUCACAAAUGAAAGAUUUAAAUGAAUGGACAUCAGACACAGUACAUUGUGUUAUGGGAAAUAUCUGUCUGAUUACAAAACAUUACGCUAAACAGUUUAAAGAUGAUAUAGAAUAUUCUCAAUCGUUAUUACGUAUUGUUACUCAUACAAAAUUUCAUCAAUCAUUAGUUUCAACAUGGACAAAUGAUAAGACAAUUUUAAUUCAUACAAUUAUAGAAUAUUUUUAUGAAAAUAUUGAUAAUAAUGAAAAAAUGAAAGUUAUACUUAUUAGUGGUAUUGAUCAACUUCAAAAAUUAUAUGAAAAUAUUAAGUGUGAAUCUACAAAAAUGAAGCUCUGUUAUUUAAUUCUUGUAUCAACAAAUGAAGAAAGUAAAGUUUCUGAUACAAUUUUAUUGGCAUGUUUCCAGUACAUUAACAAUCUAUACAUAAUAACACAGAACCAAGACACCAAACCCAGAGAACAGUAUGAUUUUUUACCAGUAUUAAAGAAAGCAUGUCGUUAUGAUUCAAUCAAAGAUGCCAUCAUUAGAUUAAACAAGAUUAAUGAAUUAGUUGAUUUAAUUCGACAUCAUUCUGAUGUUGUGUGUGACAUACUUGCUCUUCUAUCGACAAAAUCUGAUGCUCAAAAAAUAUUACAAACAAAUCAUACGUUUUUUUGUUAUAUGGCGUCCAGAAAUUGGAACGAUCAAGUUGCACUAAGCUGUAGUAAUACUGAGCUUGCUAAGCGUAUCAAAACUCAUUUACAAGAAUCUUAUCAUAAUAUAUUAAUUUUAAAUGAAUGCAAUGAUGAUAUGGAAAAAGAAAAGCUUAUCUUAUCAUGUGAAUUUAUGAUUGUUUGUUUAACUAACGAUUACCACGAAUUUCAAUCAGAAUUAGUUCUUGUUUAUAAAAAUCAAAUAACGAUUGUACCGAUUGUCUUUGAAGAUGAAACAAAAUAUUGCCCAGAAGAACCAUUUUUGAAAUUUUUCCUUGAAAAAUAUUCAUCAUUAUUGAUUCGCGCAAAUAUCAAUGAACUAAGCAAUUCAUUAGCACAUCAAAUAGAAUCUGCUCGGCAGAUACACGUGCAACUGUUCCCCUCUUCUUUCAAUACCAUCAACAACUUAAACGAGCUGAUUGCAGAUUUAGUUAAAUGUACUGAUACGGCUAAAGAUUUAUAUAAAGCAUGUAAAGAAAAUGAAAUUUCCAAAAUGAAAGAAUAUCUUCAAAACAUCGAUAUUAGGAUUUUAAAUGAACGCAUAUCAAAUGGAAGUACAUCAUUGCAUAUAGCAUCUUACAAUGGUCAUAAUGAAAUUGUUCGAUUACUUCUUAAAGCAGGUGCAUCACGAACUAUACGAAAUUGGCCAUAUGAAUUAACACCUUAUGAAGAAGCGCGAACACAAAGUACGAAGGAUUUAUUUCGAAUAAAAUUAGAUCAAGACAAAUCGGAUCAUUUUAUCAAUAAUGAUGUUUACAUUGAAUGGAUGACUACUUCUCGAAACCCUGGUCAAAAACGAACUUAUCUUCGAGAAAAAUUGAAUCAAUUAAAAACAUAUAAAAAUAAUAAUGUUGGUGAUAUUUAUAGAGAACUGGUAGAACGUAUGUAUGCUUAUAUUGAUACGUUAUCUCUUACAAAUAACAUGAAACAAAUCGCACAACAAUAUUUCGUAGAAAUGCGAGAAACACUCGAUCCAGUUUAUAUUAUCAAAGCAUAUACAAGUGGAACUGGUUUUCAUAAAUACUAUAAUGAAUUUAUCGCUCAACAUGCUAUUGAUUUCUUCGAUCCAUUUAGUAUAGAUAUUCAUAUUGAUUAUAGUAUAGUCAAAUAUCUAACGACAAGUAUUGCUAUAAUUAUGUAUAGCGAAAGCUUUUAUAAAUAUCGAUAUUGUGGACAAACAUACCGUGGAAUGACAAUAACUGAAAAAGAUUUAUAUAAAUAUGUUGUCAAUUCAAAAAUAAUGAAUAAAUCAUUCUUAUCAACAUCAAAGUCAAAAGAAACUGCUGAAGUAUUCAGUGGUUGUGUACAAGAACAAUUGCCAAUACAAACACUUAAUGAACAAGCAACUGAUAUUGCCGCAUUCUGUACUUAUAUUAUCAAGAAUUCCGAAACAGCGUUAGAUCUUGAAAAAAUAUCAGAAUUUGGAGAAGCUGAAAGUGAAGUUUUAAUUUUACCAUUUUCAAUAUUUGAAGUUAAAAGUGUUCAACGAUUAUCAACAAAUAAAGUUCACAUCGAAUUAGAAGAAGUUUCUGAUGAAUUUUCUUGA
Messenger RNA from Adineta steineri, 2904 nucleotides. The record is from the annotation of a GenBank genome assembly. Lineage: Eukaryota; Metazoa; Rotifera; Eurotatoria; Adinetida; Adinetidae.